Callorhinchus milii (elephant shark) is the source of this 2738-nucleotide messenger RNA. RefSeq names its product dentin sialophosphoprotein-like. The coding region runs from base 65 to 1717 and encodes 550 amino acids. Lineage: Eukaryota; Metazoa; Chordata; Chondrichthyes; Chimaeriformes; Callorhinchidae. The transcript has 6 exons. The record is from RefSeq and is a predicted model, not a curated record.
AAGAGUGGGGAUAGUAUCAGUUAGCAUAAGUUAGAACAAUACAGUAUAUUUGCUUCAAUUCUAAAUGUGUAGCUUCAUCUGUUUGCAGGAUAAGAAUGUUGCCGUUACACUUAUGAUUCUUCCAUUGACGAAAGCUGAGAUAAUGAAUCAGACCCGAGUCACAGAGGACUGGGAUUUUGAGGUGGAGGAUGAGGAACUCGGUUCACUUCAGUGUGAGGGAGCAGACAAGCAGUACUAUCACCUCUACUGGGAUGAAGAAAGUUUAACUGACAGGUCCAACAAUUCCGUUUUAGAAAGAACUGAUUUAAAUAAGAGAAAGCUAGCUCACAUUAUGGACAGCCCAGAAAGAGGGGAGCCUUACUCAGCACUGCAGUCAAGUAGCAGCUCCCUGUGCCUACAGGAAUCUGAUGGGAGCCAGUCAGAUAGUUCAGUGCAAAGAUUUCAGCAAAUCAAUCAGCUGGACAGUGACAAAUUAGAAAGCAACACUACAAAGGGAAUUCACUCCACCACUCAGCUGCCACAAUUCUCUAAAUUGUCAACGUCCCCUGAUUCAGCCAGUGGGAGUAAAGCUAGUGAAACCAACAUAGAUCUGAAGUUGUCUUUAUCCUCAGACAAAGAAAAACAGUGUGGAAGUGGGCGCCAAGUCAUCUCUUCGAUUGGCAUAAGCCCAGAUGGUAAUGGAAGUUUGUGUUUUGACAACCUUAAGCAUUCUGAGGAUCAGAUCAGGCAAAGAGUUAGUGAUUUAGAAACUUCAAUGGAUAACACUUGUAUAUUAACACCCCAGAGGACCAUUAAAUGCUCAACAAUGCCUUUAUGUUCCAGCCAAUGCACAGAGCAAGAUGAUACUUCCUCAGGUACAGAUGAGCUUAGCUCAACACCUUCAUUCCUCACUCAGAGCAGCAGAUUUACAUCAGGUGAAGAAUUUUCAGGCAGCGAUGAGAGUGUCCUUUCCUUUCUCAAUGACUCCAGUUCGAGUGAAUCCAGUUGUAAAGAUAGAGAAGAAAGAGACUCUGUCAAUUCCACUUAUAUUGCAAGAAUGACUACGGGUUUAGUAAAUACAAACCUCAAACCUGAUACAUUGCUUUCUGCUCUGAACAGUCAACAUACUUUGAGAAUGCUGGAUAGCAGCAGGGAAGUUGCAGGAGGGAAUUCCCAGAACCGUUUAAUGGAGCCUGAUGGAAACUUGCCCAUUAUGAGUGGGUCACCUACACUUUCCUCAUCUAGAGCAUCUAGAGAGAGAAAUCGUUUUUAUGAUGCAGAGUUUCAUAAUAAAGGGCAGCUGCAUCCCAGCAGAAAUAUUUUAGUAAAUCUAUUAUAUAAGAGGAACAGUGUAGAGAAUCUAGAAGAAAGUGGUGAGCCUGUGAAGAGAAAGUUGGACAACAUGCAUGGAUGGAAACCAUUAAACAGUGGGAUUUCUGCUAAUCCCUCAGACAGUGAGAGCCCUCAGAAGCUGCAGGAUGUCACUGUGUGGCAGACAAGAUCAGUCCAACAACCUUUGCCAGAAUUUGAGCAGGGAAAAGUGUUCGAGCGUCCACCUGUACCGAAUGCGGAGAACUUCACGGAGCACAUUGAGCUAGAAAUCCAGGAGACGGUGGAUCACAACAGGGAUCGGCCUGAAGUAAUUCGAGCUAGACGUGUUACACCACCUACUUCAUGGAUUGAAAAUAAGACAAACGAUGAUGCGCUUCAAUCCGAGAAGCUACAUUCUUCUGACUAGAUUUGGCUCAGACUGAGGUGAUGUGUGGCCCUUGUGCUGUAGCUUCUACUUUGGAAUGAACGUGGAUCUUCACGGAGCGAGUUGGCAGCAGUACUGUAGUGUUAAGUGUCCCUGAAUGUGAAAUGCUGCUAUUCAAUACCAGCCAUCUUUUAUUUCAGUGGAUAAUAAUGCAAUUCAAAAUAAGAAGAUGGAUUUGAAUUUGCUUGCUGAUACCCUAGGUAGUGUGAUUUUACUUGAUACAUAUUUGAACAGUCUUCAAAUAGGUCGAGGGUUGCAUGUCACUUGAAGCUUGUUUUUCUAGCCUGAGGCUACAAGGCACAGCCUUGGAUGUCUCCCUUAGGAUAACUAAAUGGGAUUUGAUUUCAUUUCUGAAUGUAAAGUGAAUUAUUUUAAAUUGCGUUAUGGUAGUCACACAAUUGUAUUGGGAUUAUUAAUGAAAUUAGCUGGACAUUAGGCAACACUGCAAAAUUAAGCAUCUGCUACUUUUUCUCUUCUGUACUUUACUGUUCUAAGAUUUGCAAGUAUCUGUUACUCGCAGAUUUAAUUUCUUUGCUCAUUUACUUUUGCUAUAACUACAUUUACUAGCAUUCUUUGAGCACUUGACUGAAUCAGAUCACACACUGCAGUCUGUGCUGCUAUACUCACGUGCACGUGCUAAAUGAUUUUCCUUUAUUCACAAUUGGGCUGCUGGCUGAUGUGCGAGAGAGGGGAAGGGUUAAAAAAUAUCUGACAUUGUCUGAUGCAACAUGCUCGAGUCAUCUUGACCUGACAGACAUGGGCCAGUCUCCCCAUGUAGUGACCAGUGUGCAUGGUGGUGAGAGAGCUGUAGAGGAGGAGAUGGAGCCACACUGACGGCUGCCCUGAGCAGCAGCCAGGCCUGUGCUGUCCCUGUAACACAUCAUGUAGCAUUGACAGCAUCUAUGAGAGUGUAAAUUGUGAUGUCCCCUUAACUGGGACAGGUGAUACUGGUGUCUGAGCAGACUCCGCCAGAGAAAAAUAAAUAUUGUUGAAGAACAAGAAA